This is a messenger RNA of Oldenlandia corymbosa var. corymbosa, 1713 nucleotides long. Lineage: Eukaryota; Viridiplantae; Streptophyta; Magnoliopsida; Gentianales; Rubiaceae. The record is from the annotation of a GenBank genome assembly.
AUGGGAGAAAGAAGAAGCCUAUCAGAACUGCCAGAAGACAUUAUUCAUCACAUACUUUCAUACCUCACACACAAAGAAGCUAUAAGUCAAGUAAGUGUCUUAGCUAAGGAGUUCUUAACUGCGGUUCGCAGCCGUCCCCCUUUGGAAACUUUAGUAGUAGAUACUCAUUGGGAGCAAGAAAAGUGCAAACAAGAACUUGAUUUUGUGUUUUCUACUUUGGUUACAUACCACAAGGAAAAUAUUCAUCUGGAGGCCUUCACUUUGAAGGCUAACUGCAGUCACCAGUUCAAGAAUCUUUAUAACCCAUGUAUCGAAUUAGCCGUCGCUAAAAAGGGUUUGAGGAUCCUUAAUCUAUCCGUGUAUGGAGCCGCUUUGCCAUCAUCAGUUUUUCAGGCUGAAUUCUUGGUGGAGUUGAGUUUAACUAGGUGUUAUUUGGAGGGGCUAGGAAAAGAAGAAGAGAAAUCACUAUCAACCUCAAUAACACCAUGGUGGCCUAAUCUCAAAAGACUAAUUCUUGAAGAUGUAACUUUCUAUAAGAAAGGGAUGUUUGAGGAUAUAGUCAAGGGAUGCCCUUUGAUUGAAACCAUGGAGAUGAAUGGUUUAAGGUGUCCUUACCAGAAGAGUUCAUUUAGGAUCACCAAUAUUCAUAAUCUUAAGCAACUCAGUGUUAGGUUAAUUCCGGGCACAACUGUUGAACUGUAUGAAUCCCCGAAUUUGGAAUCCGCGGCUUUUGGUUCACAUAACCCUAGAGAUGGUUACAACAAGAUCAUUUUUUGGCACUCUGAAUAUCAAAAUCUCAAAAGCUUGUUUCUUCAUGAAAACAGGAGUGCAGUUAUGAGCCACAGUUUUGAUAUGAGCAUGACACAUAAAUUCCCUCAGCUACAAGAAUUGUCAAUCCAAGGAGUCCAAAACUUCCAAACAAUCAACAUAUCAAGUCGGUCGUUGAAGAAAAUAAAGCUGUUAAGGAUCUGUAAUUUGCAAGAGGCUCGCUUUGAUGUGCCUAACAUUGCUGUUUUUGAAUACGACAACUACAUUGAUAGCAAAAGCCGCGAGUUCUUAAGAAACAAGUGUUUUCCGGAGCUGUCAUUUAAUGUUGGUUGCGGCGGUGUCUCAUCGAGAAAAGGCACAUGGAAUUCACGCAUCAUAUUAGAAUGCAAUGACAUCAAAAUUAUUACUUCACGGUUGGAAGAACUGAAGAAAUUCUUGACCGCAUUCAGAGGGUCUCAAACUUUGGUUACUCUUUAUUUGCCAUUAUCAAGGAAUAAUAAGAAUGUGGAUGAUGAUAUCGCUGAUCAGGUUAGGACAGAUGAUUCUGUUGUCUUUGAAAAACCAGAGAUUCGAGAAUUUGUCAUACACGAAAAAUCCAUAAGUAAGAGGAGGUCUUCUCUAUCAUCGGUUCAUGCAGUUUUGCGUAGUGUGUUUUGGAUUUGCCGACCUCAAACCCUAACAUUUCAAAAUUGGUCAGACUAUGAUCAAUACCCCAAGCAAAUCUAUGAAAUGCUGAUAUCUGGUGAUCAUCAUCUCCAUGAUAAGUUAUGGGACGUGACGAGUAUUGAGAUGUUCCAAGACACUUCCAAAAAGGGCGGACAGCCUCCGCAGCUUCAUCAACCAUCAAAUUCUGAGGAAUUCCUAAAGCAGUUAGAAGCUUACAAGAAGACCAGUACUACUAUUGGUAAGAUUACUAUUAGUUUCCACUUAGAAUGGAGAAACUAG